Molecule: messenger RNA, 799 nt
Organism: Plodia interpunctella (Indianmeal moth)
Lineage: Eukaryota; Metazoa; Arthropoda; Insecta; Lepidoptera; Pyralidae
Gene: Rpb5
Product: RNA polymerase II, I and III subunit E
Exons: 6
Coding region: 135-767 (210 amino acids)
Biological process (GO): DNA-templated transcription
Cellular component (GO): RNA polymerase I complex; RNA polymerase II, core complex; RNA polymerase III complex
Molecular function (GO): DNA binding
Source: RefSeq, a predicted model, not a curated record
AACCAAAAAAAAAAUGUUUGUGCUUGUUGUGUGUGACAAAUGUGAUAUUGUAUUGCCGAUGUCGAAAAUAUUACAUGUACUUGUUUAGUAGAAAUUAAUAUUUCGAACACAAAUUUAAGUAAUUACAAAUAACUAUGGAUGACGAUGCCGAGACAUACAAAUUAUGGCGUAUCAGAAAAACGGUCAUGCAGCUGUGCCACGAUCGGGGCUACUUAGUAACGCAAGAUGAAUUGGAUCAAACACUGGAACAAUUCAAGGAACAAUUCGGGGAUAAACCAAGUGAAAAGAGGCCAGCACGCAGCGACUUGAUUGUGUUAGUGGCGCACAAUGAUGACCCCACAGACCAGAUGUUUGUCUUCUUUCCAGACGAAGCUAAAAUAGGAAUAAAGACUAUUAAGACUUAUUGUACAAGAAUGCAAGAAGAAAAUAUUCACAGAGCUAUAGUUGUUGUCCAAGCAGGUAUGACUCCAUCAGCUAAGCAGUCGUUAGUAGACAUGGCGCCAAAGUAUAUUCUGGAACAGUUCUUGGAAUCAGAACUGCUGAUCAAUAUCACAGAGCAUGAACUGGUACCAGAGCAUAUUGUGCUCACUCCUGAUGAGAAGCAGGAACUGCUGGCUAGAUAUAAACUGAAAGAAAACAUGUUAAUGAGAAUACAAGCUGGUGAUCCAGUGGCAAGAUAUUUUGGACUUAAAAGAGGGCAGGUCGUCAAAAUCAUCAGAUCAUCGGAAACGGCCGGGAGAUACAUUUCUUAUAGAUUAGUUUGCUAAGAUAGACUUAAAUAUAUUUACUUACAUUUUUA